UAAAUAAAUCAUAAUCAUUUGAAGUUGUAGAUACGUGUUUUGUGCGUUAGGAUAUUAUCCGCAAGGCUAAAGACCUCAAGCGAGCCCUUCUCGUUUUUGAUUUUUGUUUGAGCAGUUUGGGAUAUUAUCUUCGCUAAAUAUCGGCGCGAACAGUGCGCUGUUGAACGGAGAAAGGAGCGCACGACUGCGCUUGCGCCGUUUAUAUACGUAUACGUUAUAUUUAAUAUUUAAAAUCCAAUAAAAAUUGUGAUCAUGUACAUUCGGAUAGUAUUUAUAUUUGUGUUGGUGGGCGUUUGGCGAGUGGGGUGCAGGGAGAAUAAAUACGAUAAUUACACACUGGUGAAGCUGUUUCCGUCAAGGACUGAACAAAUAAAAGCACUUAAUAUUUUAGAACAACCGAAUGAAGGUAUCGAAAUUUUAAAGAAAUCUAGAAGUCUCAAUGACAGCACUGACGUCCUGGUGCCUCCGAACGAAUUGAGAUUCGUUGAAGAUAUUAUAAAAAAGGAAGAUAUCCUUUACGAAAUAAAGAGCCACUAUGGAAGGUCAUUCGAAAAUUGGGACAGGACGCCUAAAAGGAGGUUUAUGCGAAGCUUCAGUAUAUUCGAGUAUCACAGCUACAACGCGAUUCAAGAAUUUAUAGAAAGUACUGCAAAGCGCCAUCCGGAGCUGGUGAGAUUGCAGAACUUAGGAACAAGUUACCAAGGCAGGCGGAUGAAGCUCGUUAAAGUAUCGUUGGAUCCCAGUGCUUGCAACCCGAUUAUAUUCAUAGACGCUGGUAUCCAUGCCAGGGAAUGGGCGGCACCAGCGAUGGCGUUAUAUCUCAUCCACAGACUAGUUAAUGAUCCUGACGCCAGGAAGGAGCUCGAUGGAGUCGACUGGUACAUCCUUCCAGUUGUUAAUCCCGAUGGAUACGAAUACACGAGAAGCAAUCGAGCGAAUCGUCUAUGGAGGAAGACCAGGUCAAAGAAUUCUGUUUUUGACUGUUUUGGGGUAGAUGGAAACCGAAAUUAUGGUUUUAAAUGGGCAGUCAGUGGUGUGUCCAAGAAUCCUUGUGACAAAGAGACAUAUGCCGGUCCGAAACCUUUCUCAGAGGUUGAGACCCAAUACGUCAGGAACAUCAUGAUGGAAAAUAGUAAACUAAAAUUAUACGUAUCUCUGCACUCCUACGGCCAAUAUUUGGUAUAUCCGUGGGGAUACACAGGAGAUUAUUUACCAAAGGAAUGGAAAAGAUUGGAUUCUUUAGCUAGAACGGUCUCAGAUGCUGUUCAGAGAGCAGGUGGAGAGCCAUUCAAGGUUUUGAGCGCUGGAAAAUGGUACCCAGCUGCCGGAGGUAGCGAUGAUUACGCAUUUGGUGCGGUGGGAGUUCCAUACUCCUAUACAAUGGAGCUGACUGAUGGUUACGAAUUCAUAUACCCUGAGAGGCUCCUUAAGAACGUGUUGCCACAGUAUUACGAGGGUUUUAAAGUAUUUGCAGCCCAGAUUAGAAAGGAAUUUCCAGCGUCCUGUUCCAACAGGAGAUAUUUACCUGAAGUGAUCGAAAUUACCAACUGAUAGAUUUAAUCGUAUUUAAUAUACUUUAAUAAACUAAACUAAAAAUAAGAA
This is a messenger RNA of Danaus plexippus (monarch butterfly), 1602 nucleotides long. Its product is annotated as carboxypeptidase B-like. The record is from RefSeq and is a predicted model, not a curated record. Gene Ontology annotation, molecular function: zinc ion binding; metallocarboxypeptidase activity. Gene Ontology annotation, biological process: proteolysis. NCBI's taxonomy places the organism in Eukaryota, Metazoa, Arthropoda, Insecta, Lepidoptera, Nymphalidae.